Trichoderma atroviride IMI 206040 is the source of this 723-nucleotide messenger RNA. RefSeq lists its product as uncharacterized. NCBI's taxonomy places the organism in Eukaryota, Fungi, Ascomycota, Sordariomycetes, Hypocreales, Hypocreaceae. The record is from RefSeq and is a predicted model, not a curated record. Gene Ontology annotation, molecular function: acyltransferase activity, transferring groups other than amino-acyl groups.
ACUCUUCUUGCCCCUCUAAAUUCGCAUACCCUUCGCUCAGCAACUCAAGUCAACAUGGCGAUUGAUGCUCAGAUUCGAGUAGAAGCUGCUACUGUUGCAGAUAUACCAGAGCUGAUUGAGCUCGUCAAUGAAGGGCUGAAUCCAGAAGGAGAGUACAACAUCUACCCGCAUAAUGCCCAUGGGGCAAAGUAUGCAACUGAUGUAUUCGAGGCUCUCCUCAAGGCGGACAAUAGUCGCAUCAAGCUGCUGGUUGUUCGAGACGCUGAAGGCUAUCCCAUUGCAACGGGAACUAUAUACGUUAUCGCUACGGGUGAUGUUUUUACCAGUGCAUGGAACAACUGGGGUAUUUCUCUUCAGCGAGGUAUGAAACAAGAGGUGCUGGAUAGCCUCUUCGGCGCAUGGACGAAGCGCCACAACAAGCUAAUGAGCAACCAGCCUCGAGUGUUUGUUGAAGCCUUGGUCACUCGGAAUACCUGGCAAAAGCGAGGAUGCGCAACUGCAAUUCUCACAGAAGCGGACAAAAUAGCAGAUGAAAUCGACGUUCCUCUUUUUUUAGAUGGAGCGGUACCCGAAUUCUACGAACGGCGGGGUUAUAGUGCGCUCCUUGAUGAUUCUGGCGUAGAAGCAUCGGCAGUGCCGAUGCUGCGAAAAAAGAAGAGCGAGCGGGUCUGAGGUGCAUUAUCAUAGGUAAUCAUUGUAUAGUUGCACUGUCAAGCGGUUUGC